AUGAGCACUCCACAAGAGAACCAAGCAAGAACUCUAAAGUUCACCUUGCUGAGUAAAAAUGUGUUGUCCCUGGAAGAAUCUGAAUUAUAUGAAUUAGCAAACCAAGCAGGAAUAUUAAUAGAUCCCGAAGUCUUUAAAAUUUUAGUGGAGUUAUUACGAAUGAAUGUUGCCCCCACUGCCAUAAUACAAAUGCUGAGGACCAUGAUUGGCAAGAAGGGCUCUAAGCACCAUACAGGGAGUGGAGAGUCACAGCCUACUGCAAAGACUCACACUGGCAGAAACAGUAGGACUAAAGCAGGGCAUAGAUGA
This is a messenger RNA of Lingula anatina, 309 nucleotides long. RefSeq names its product mitotic-spindle organizing protein 2-like. Gene Ontology annotation, cellular component: centrosome; spindle. The record is from RefSeq and is a predicted model, not a curated record. Lineage: Eukaryota; Metazoa; Brachiopoda; Lingulata; Lingulida; Lingulidae.